Messenger RNA from Chaetomium globosum CBS 148.51, 1419 nucleotides. RefSeq lists its product as uncharacterized. Bases 1 to 1419 code for a protein of 472 amino acids. The transcript has 5 exons. Gene Ontology annotation, biological process: proteolysis. Gene Ontology annotation, molecular function: serine-type exopeptidase activity; dipeptidyl-peptidase activity. NCBI's taxonomy places the organism in Eukaryota, Fungi, Ascomycota, Sordariomycetes, Sordariales, Chaetomiaceae. The record is from RefSeq and is a predicted model, not a curated record.
AUGAGGCUCUCCAUCACCGCCCUCGCGGCGGGCCUCCUCCUCGCCCCCUACGCCGCCGCCUUCGGGCGCGGCACGGCGAUGGACAUCGGACCGGACGACGACACCAUCUCGGCAGCCGACCUCCACAAGCGCGCCGAGACGACCAACGGCUGGGGCACCUUCGACCAGCUGAUCGACCACGCCGACCCGGCGCUGGGCACCUUCAAGCAGCGCUACUGGUACGGCACCGAGUUCUGGAAGGGCCCCGGCUCGCCCAUCUACCUCGUCACCCCCGGCGAGCAGACGGGCACGGGCUUCAACCGCACCUGGCUGGGCAGCGCGCGGCUGUCGGGCCUCAUGGCCAACCAGACCGGCGGCGCCGUCGUCAUCCUCGAGCACCGCUACUGGGGCGGCUCCUCGCCCUACGCGAACCUGACCGUCGAGAAUCUGCAGUAUCUCACGCUCGACAACUCGCUCAAGGAUCUGACCUACUUUGCCAAGAACUUCGUGCCGCCGUUUGACGACUCCGGCGCGAGCUCGGCCGGCAAGGCCCCGUGGGUGUUUGCCGGCGGGUCGUAUGCCGGUGCCCUGGCCGGGUGGCUGGCUGCGUUGGAGCCGGAUUUGGUGCUGAGCUUUGGGUCUAAGAAGCGGAAGCAGGAGUUGAAGAAAAAGUUCAUGCUCGAGGACCUGGAAGAUGGGGACUUUGCUGCUGCGCUCGAAUGGGGCCCGUGGCAAUGGCAGUCGACCCAGUUCUACUCGGUCAAGAACACGGGUUACACGCCGUACUACCGCUUCUGCGACUACGUUGAGAACGUCUGGCCUAACUCCACGAACAAAGUGCCUGGCGCCCGGGGUGUCGGCCUGGCCAAGGCUCUGGACGGCUACGCCAAAUACGUGAAGGAGGAGGUCAUCCCUGGCUACUGCGAGAGUGCCGGCUACGCCGAAUGGGAAGGCGAGCUCAACAUUGAGUGCUUCAAAGGCCUGGACCCCAACAACGUCGCCUACAAGGACCUGACCCCCGGCAACUGGGUUAACCGACCAAUGGAACUGGAUGCUCUGCAACGAGCCUGCCCGCUGCACUUCCCCGAGGGCGGGUACGGGCUCGAGUCGGGCAAGCGCGCCAAGGACGUCAACCGCUGGACGGGCGGCUGGGACGUCACCAACACGACGCGCGCCAUGCACACCAACGGCCAGCACGACCCCUGGCGCGACGCCACGCUGUCCAGCGCCUUCCGCCCCGGCGGACCGGUGCACUCGUCCAAGCAGCUGCCAGUGCGGUUGGUGAAGGGGGGCGUUCAUUGCUCGGAUAUGUACGGGCCGAAUUGGGACGCGAAUGAGGAUGUGAAGAGGCUGGCGCUGGAUGCGGCGGCGGAGAUGAAGGGGUGGGUGGGGGAGUGGUAUGAGGAGAAGGGCGUGAAGAAGCCGUGGGCGAAGAACUAG